GAGAAAAUCAGACGGUCGGAAAUACCCGAUCGAACAAAAACGAUCUUCGUUAAAAUGUCCCGUCAGGAAAUUGGAUCUCCCAUUUUCCAGGCACCAAACAAUUAAAAUACAGAAGGAAAAGAACUUCACAGCCUUUGAUCUCCGAUCAGAAGCUGAUCGUGGUGUAAAACAAUGAAUUUUCUGCUGCCUUUGCGGUCCAAUCAACAGGGAACGCCAGAACCACCUCCAGUACCAGAAGAAGUGGUGGAGUCGCCUUACGUUUCUAAAUCUGCAACAACUUUGGAAGGGCUUAUAGCUGAAGAUCCAUAUCCAGAGUACCCCACAGUUGAAAAUCAUGGUGGAGAAACCAAUGGAUUUGAAGGCGAGAGUGCUGAUGUUGUGAGUGAAAAGAAUGGUUCUGUUCUGGAGAGUCACACUGAUGUUUCUGAAGGAGAUGGAUGGAUCACUAUUCCAUAUAAGGAUCUCCCUGAUGAUUGGAAUCAGGCACCAGACAUACAUUCUUUACGUUCCCUGGAUCGUUCUUUUGUUUUCCCUGGUGAAAAAGUUCAUAUUCUAGCAUGCUUAUCAGCGUGUAAUCAGGAAACAGAAAUUAUUACCCCAUUUAAAGUUGCUGCAGUGAUGAGCAAAAAUGGCAUGCGAAAGGGCAUUGAGAGACAAAAUGGAAACUUGGAGGUUGAGACAAAUUCAGUGCCUGGAGGAGUCGAAGUGAGUCCUAAUGGUGCAGUAAUGGAUCAGAAUGGUGACAACUUGGAGAAAGAGAGGAUUGAUGCUGCAAAGGAUGUUUCUGCUAGUGAAUCAUUUCUUAGGAUGGAAGAGCACAGAAGACAGACUGAAAUACUAUUGAAAAGGUUUAAAAACUCUCAUUUUUUUGUCAGGAUUGCAGAGUCAGGUGAGCCUCUAUGGUCCAAAAAAGGUGCUUCUGAUUUGUCUCAGAUGGAUAGUCAACAGUCUAUUGCGAAUGAAACCAAAAACACUGCCAAGAACAUAUCUAGUCUAAAUGCAGUUAUUGAUAGUGGAAAUUUUGAUGCCAAUGUUUCUGGUGGAGUAGCUAGAGAUACUGUUAAGUGUUGCUCUCUUUCCAAUGGAGACAUAGUGGUACUUUUACAAGUGAAUGUUGUUGUUGAUUUUCUAAGAGAUCCUGUCAUUGAAAUUCUUCAGUUUGAGAAAUAUCAGGACAAAAGUCUGUCUUCUGAGAAUCAGGAAAACUUAGUUUACGAAAAUCAAGACCCAUGUGGAGAACUGUUGAAAUGGUUGCUUCCUCUGGAUAACACUCUUCCUGCACCUCGUACUUUAUCUCCUCCUUUAGGUUCUGGUACUGGAAUUGGUAGCACAUCUCAGAGGUCUGCCUUUUCUGCCUCCUCUGGCUCUCAGCUCUUUUCUUUUGGUCAUUUUAGAAGUUACUCUAUGUCAUCACUUCCUCAAAAUGUUGCAACUCCUCCUGGACCUGUUAAAGCCCAGAGUUCUAAACCAUCGUUUGACCUUGAUGAGUUGGAUCAUUACUCUUCUCAGAAGAUUUUGAAGAGUCAAAGAACAGGGACUGAAGGGCUUUUAUCCUUCAGGGGUGUGUCACUAGAGCGAGAAAGAUUUUCUGUCCGUUGUGGAUUAGAAGGGAUCCAUAUCCCAGGAAGAAGAUGGAGAAGGAAACUUGAAAUAAUUCAACCUGUUGAGAUCCAUUCUUAUGCUGCUGACUGCAACACAGACGACCUUCUUUGUGUUCAGAUAAGGAAUGUUGCUCCAGCACAUAUACCAGAUAUUGUAGUUUACAUAGAUGCUAUAACAGUUGUUCUGGAAGAGGCUUCAAAAGGCGGGCCACCUACUUCCCUACCAAUUGCAUGUAUUGAAGCUGGUGAUGACCAUAAUUUGCCAAAUCUAGCUCUCAGGCGGGGUGAAGAGCACUCUUUUAUUUUAAAACCAGCUACUUCUAUGUGGAAGGACCUCAAAACUUAUGGAGAAAAGUCUAAGUUGUCCAGUUUACGACCCCCUUCUAUGACUUUUGAUAGAGAGGGAAGUGCUUCGACAGUUAACCAGUAUGCAAUUAUGGUAGCAUGCCGUUGCAACUACACUGAGUCAAGAUUGUUUUUCAAGCAGCCAACAAGUUGGAGACCACGUAUCUCUAGGGAUCUUAUGAUCUCAGUUGCAUCUGAAAUGUCAGGACAAUAUUGUGGGCCCAAUGAAAGAGUCACUCAGCUUCCAGUUCAGGUCUUAACUCUUCAGGCUUCAAAUAUGACACCUGAAGAUCUAACCAUGACAGUUCUUGCUCCAGCCUCCUUUACCUCACCUCCUUCCGUGGUAUCAUUGAAUUCUUCUCCGACAUCACCAAUGAGCCCAUUUGUUGGUUUUUCUGAGCUUGCAGGGAAAGCAAGUAGUGUGCACAAGCUGAGCUCAAUGUCCACUGCAUCAGAGAAUCUGAAACAGAAUGGUGAUGCUGGGGCUAGGUUUACUUCUUUCAAUGAGCAGUUGACUCCAAUAGCUGAUGUCAUUCCAACUUCUGGUUUGGGAUGUACUCAUCUCUGGCUACAGAGUAGAGUGCCAUUAGGAUGUGUUCCUGCUCAAUCUACAGCUACCAUCAAGCUUGAGCUACUUCCAUUGACCGAUGGCAUAAUCACUCUUGACACUUUACAGAUUGAUGUUAAGGAGAAAGGUCUUACAUAUAUCCCUGAGCACUCACUGAAGAUAAAUGCGACUUCUAGUGUCUCCACAGGGAUUAUUUAGGAUGGAUUGCAGCUUGUGUUUCUUAUGUCAUGUUAUCUUUAGCCAUCAAGGAUUUCAAACAUCAUUCAUUUUGUUACUCGGUAUUGGGCUUCUAGUGCCAUAUUGUGUAGAAUCUUUGGUACCAAUGUAGAUAUCUUCCUGUGUUUAGCAGAAAAGGGAUUGUCUUGCUAAUUCGUCUGAAAACUUCGGCCACGAAUGAUUUCUUGUAAACUGCAAUCUUGAGAAUGACAUUUGUUAUAUACCCCCUUUGAUGGGAAAGAAAUGUUCUUUGUAGAUGAAACUAGAGGCGUGAAAGUGUAUCAGUUGCAAAGAAAUCACGAGAACUUGAGUGCUUUUUAGAUAUUCAGUCCACACAAAAACUUGUUAGUAUUCAAAGACAGCCAUGUUACGCUUCCAAAAUAGUGAAUUUAUAAUUUUCUGUUGA
Theobroma umbraticum is the source of this 3136-nucleotide messenger RNA. RefSeq names its product heat-inducible transcription repressor. Lineage: Eukaryota; Viridiplantae; Streptophyta; Magnoliopsida; Malvales; Malvaceae. The record is from RefSeq and is a predicted model, not a curated record.